ACCAAAGGACCCAGCCUGUUAUCAUAAUGGAUCAGCACUUAUAUGUUCUGCCGGAGGGUUUUCAGAUGAAGAUGGAGGAAGAAAAUAUUGACACUGCUGAUCCUUUAAUGGCAAUAAAGACUGUAAUUGUUACAUCUAGUCAUGACAGUUUAGAAGUGAAGUCAGAGGAAGAAGAGCUGAACAUUGACAGUCAUGUGUCCACCAUCAAGACAGAAACAGAUACAUUUGCUAUCGAUAGUUCCACAACAAAGUUAGAGGUGAAGUCAGAACCAGAAGACCCGGAUCAUGUGACUACAAUAAAUCAUGUGACUGUUACAUCCACAGAUGAAGAGAAAUCUACUCAGCACAAGAGAAGAGCAAACCUUAGGCUCAUACCACACAUCCAAAAUGUUCGGAGACCUAAUGACUGUAGUCAAAUAGUAGAUGUAUCCCAAAAACCAUUGCAAGAUACUGUUGGAAAAAAUACAGCAUGCACACAGACUAUUAAAGGCUCAAAAGAAAAGGAAGAUUUUCACACAGGGGAGAAGGCAUUCUCGUGUACAGAAUGUAGUAAAAGCUUUGCAGGGAAGCGAGGUCUUCAAAGACACCAGCGGAUUCAUACAGGAGAGCAGCUAUAUAAAUGUUCAGUGUGUGGGAAAUGUUUUAUACAAAAGAGUCAUCUCAUAUAUCAUGAAAGGAUCCACACAGGAGAGAAACCAUUCACUUGUAUGGAUUGUGGAAAAAGCUUUGCAUGUAGGUCAGAUCUCUUAAAACAUCAAAGGAUACAUACAGGGGAGAAACCAUUCACUUGUAAGGAUUGUGGAAAAAGCUUUGCAUGUAAAUCUGAUCUUCUAAAACACCAAAGGAUCCAUACAGGAGAGAAACCAUUCACAUGUACAGAGUGUGGGAAAUGUUUCACACAAAAGAGUAGCCUCACAUCUCAUGAAAUUAUCCACAGAGGAGAGAAACCAUUCCCUUGUUUGGAUUGUGGGAAAGGCUUUACAUCUAAAUCUGAUCUUUUAAAACACCAUAGGAUUCAUACAGGGGAGAAACCAUAUUCAUGCACGGUGUGUGGAAAAUGUUUCUCAAGAAAGAGUAAUCUUACAGUUCAUGAAAUGAUCCACUCAGUAAAGAAGUCAUCUCAUUUAUUGGAUAAGGAGUACACAUGUACAGAAUGUGGCAAAAUUUUUAACCACAGGUCAAAUCUCCUAAGACACCUAAAGGGUCACAAAGGGGUGAGGCCAUUCACUUGUACAGAAUGUGGAAAAAGUUACAGAAGUAAAGCAGACCUCAUACCACACCAAAUGAUUCACACAGGGGAGAAACCAUUCACAUGUGCAGACUGUGGAAAAAGCUUCUUAACAAAGUCAAAUCUCCUAAAACACCAGAGGGUUCAUACUGGAGAAAAACCUUACACAUGUAUGGAAUGUGGCAAAACGUUUUCAUGGAACUCAAAUCUCAGAAGACACAAAAAGUUUCACACAAGUGAGACCUCUCUGAUAUGCACAGAAUGUGGAGAAAGCUUCACAAGUAUGUCCGUUCUCCAAAGACACCAAAAUAUUUGUACAGGAGAGAAGUCUGUACCAUGUACAGAGUGAGAUAUAUACAGAGAAGGAAAAAGCAUUUACCUGUACUCAGUGUAGCAAUACCUUUACAUGCAACGUAUAUUCUCUAAAAUAUAUAACUAUUCACCAGAA
Bombina bombina (fire-bellied toad) is the source of this 1676-nucleotide messenger RNA. Its product is annotated as gastrula zinc finger protein XlCGF26.1. The record is from RefSeq and is a predicted model, not a curated record. Bases 27 to 1577 code for a protein of 516 amino acids. Gene Ontology annotation, cellular component: nucleus. The transcript is spliced from 5 exons. Lineage: Eukaryota; Metazoa; Chordata; Amphibia; Anura; Bombinatoridae. Gene Ontology annotation, biological process: central nervous system development; regulation of transcription by RNA polymerase II. Gene Ontology annotation, molecular function: RNA polymerase II cis-regulatory region sequence-specific DNA binding; DNA-binding transcription factor activity, RNA polymerase II-specific.